This is a messenger RNA of Rhododendron vialii, 579 nucleotides long. Its product is annotated as triacylglycerol lipase OBL1-like. The transcript is spliced from 4 exons. Gene Ontology annotation, biological process: lipid metabolic process. Gene Ontology annotation, molecular function: triacylglycerol lipase activity. The coding region runs from base 1 to 579 and encodes 192 amino acids. The record is from RefSeq and is a predicted model, not a curated record. Lineage: Eukaryota; Viridiplantae; Streptophyta; Magnoliopsida; Ericales; Ericaceae.
AUGGAAAACUACUUGGAGUUGAAGCCACACGAUGCGACGCUACUUGAUCUUGUUCGAAUCAUGUUUACGUCUGAUAAUUCUUUAGCGAUGAAAAAAUCUGUCGAGACCUCAGAACUGAAUCAUUUAAGGGGUCUCGAGCUAAGAUGGAUCAUUUUCAUAUCCCUCUAUGUGCAGAAGCUUCUUCUAUACUUGAAGAAGCCUAUGGCUUGGUUGGGGUAUGUAAUUGAGAUGUGCCUUAAUCUUCCCUCAAGCAAUGGAGGCUUUUGGUGGCUCUUGCUAAACAUCUUGAAAGGAUCGGUAGUGAAACCUGAUAGAUCGUCAGUAGGGGUGUACACGGUCCGGAUUGCAAAGUUCGUAUCAGUGUUGGGAUGUAUUAUUGGCACGAGAGUGGAAUUAGACAAGAAUAUCGAAACAACCGACAACAGAUAUGGUGCAGCACUUUCUAUAAUGGCUUCUAAGUUGGCCUACGAGCAUCAAGCCUUUGGCCAAAGUGUAAUCAUAGACCACUGGAAGAUGGAAGUUUUGGGGUGGUUCAACUUCUGGAAUGGUAAGCAGCACAUUAGUCAUCAUUUAAUGUAA